This is a messenger RNA of Chironomus riparius, 1473 nucleotides long. The record is from the annotation of a GenBank genome assembly. Lineage: Eukaryota; Metazoa; Arthropoda; Insecta; Diptera; Chironomidae.
CGCGCUAUUAUUUCAAACCCUGAAAUUUUUGACAAUUUUAAAAAAGACUCAUAUAUUAUUAAUUACAGCAGUAAUAAAGAUGGAUUCUCCAAAAAAGGAUGACGUAGUUACUAUGGUUGAUGUUCUAAAUGACGAAAAGGAAUUAGAUGAGGCAACAUCUGCUGUAUUGUCAGGAUCUGAUGAAAAGAUAUGUACUUAUUCUAGUGGAUAUAUAAAACGACAAGCUCUAUAUUCAUGCUUAACAUGCUGUCCGGAAGCAAAAGAUGAUCAAGAAAAAGCUAUCGGAUUAUGUUUAGGUUGCUCUCUCGAUUGCCAUGAUCAUCAUCAACUAGUCGAGCUUUAUACUAAAAGAUCCUUCCGAUGCGAUUGUGGACUGAAGUAUAAUUCAGUUGCUUGUCGAUUAGAUACAUCCAAAAAGAAGAUUUUGGAAACUUCAGCAAGUUCAUCGACAGCAAAUGUUAAUGAACUUAACAAAUACAAUCAGAAUUUUAGCGGAACUUACUGUACAUGCCAUAGACCAUAUCCUGAUGAAGAGGAUACAGUUGAUGACGAAAUGAUACAGUGCAUUGUUUGUGAAGAUUGGUACCAUACCCGACAUCUCAACACAAAAGUCCCUGAUUCAACUACAUAUACCGAAAUGAUCUGUGAAAGCUGUGUUACAAAGAAUGAUUUUCUACUUGACUAUAUUGGAUUGGCUGUUGAAGUUGUGGAUUUAUCACAGAGUGCUGCAGAUACGACUUUAAAUGUCACACAAACAAACGAUUCAAUUAUUGAAGAAAGCUCACCGAAAAGAAUCAAAUUAUCUGACGACGCUUGUACUCGACCGAAUAAUCCAUUAAAUGACAAUGUUGCUAAGGCACUAUUCUUUAAGGAUGCCUGGAGAAAGAGCUUGUGCCAAUGUGAAAAAUGUAUGAAGCUCUAUGAAGAACAAAAAGUCCAGUAUUUAAUUGAUGAGGAAGACACAGUUGUUUUCUAUGAAGAAAAAGGAAAGAAUAAGCCAAAAACAAGCAGUUAUGAUGCAUCCUUAGCUGCAUUAUCCAGUCUUGAUCGUGUCAAUCAAAUUGAUGCCAUCACAUCCUAUAAUCGCAUGAAGGAUAAGCUUUUUGAGUUUUUGCAGACAUUCGUUGUCAAUAAUCAGAUUGUGACUGAAGAAGACGUCAAGAGAUUUUUCCGAACUAUGAAAGAAGGAACUGAUAAUCAGAAUGUUCAUCAACCACAUUUCUGUCGCUAAACUUACACAUUGUUUUCUAUUUUCAUUUACAAUUAAUGAAUCUUUAUAUUCCAUAAUUAUUAAUCAUCACAUUUAAUAUUAAUUUUGUUAUAAUUAACAUGGAUUACAGAACGAUUGAAUAAAAUUUUUGAGUCACUCUCAUUGACGGUAUAUCCUGGUAUAUUCAAUAAAUUUGUUUGCUUAUUAAUUCUGAGGAUACUUUCAUGCUCAAGAAAUCAGAGCACUGUAAUACAAGAGUCAGU